AUGUCGGCGAGCUUUAACCAAUCGGCGCAGGAUGUCCACGCCAGAUGUUGUAGAGAUCAUUGUGGACUUCCGGGUCGGGAUGGACGAGACGGACGGGACGGUAUUCAGGGACCGUAUGGACCACCUGGGUCCCCGGGAGAGAAGGGUCCUCCUGGACAGUCCUUCUUUAUGGAGUCCAGUCAGGAGAAGAUUUUAAACAUCUUAACAGAGAAGAUAGCUGCCAUGGUCGCCCAGGAGGUCAAGCUGACAUGUCCUGUAAAGUAUAAGGGGGAGGACUUGACAGUAGAGGGAAGGGCUCGUUCUGGCUCCUCCUCCAGAGAAAACACCCAACAGACAGACAUAGCGGGUGUGGUCUAUACUCGCUGGGGACGGACAAAAUGUCCCUGCUAUUCUACCACUUUGUACCAAGGUUUGAUGGCCGGGUCACAUUACCAGCACAAGGGUAGCGGUAGCAACCAUUUGUGCCUUCCUGUAAAUCCUCAGUGGAACAAGACUUUUGGCGGAUACCAGUUUGAAGCUUACCUGUAUGGAUCUGAGUUUGAGAUUUCCUCAAACCAUCGGAUCUUCCACCAGACGAACUCGGGCGGGGAUUUCUUCCACCAAAGGGACAUCCAGUGUGCUGUCUGUAACACACCGGGCAGAGCGAGUCACGUGAUGAUCCCAGCCCGCCUGGAGUGUCCAAUCGGAUGGACCGUGGAGUAUCUUGGGUUUCUCAUGGCUUCACAUCAUACUCACCGCAGGUCUGAGUACGUGUGCGUGGAUCAGGAUCCAGAUACUCACCCCGCCACCGCUAAAAACGUCAACGGCAAUCUGCUGUAUAUUGUAGAAGCCGUGUGUGGCCCACUGCCGUGUCCAAACUAUGUUGACGGUUAUGAAGUUACUUGUGUUGUUUGCACAAAAUAA
Liolophura sinensis is the source of this 903-nucleotide messenger RNA. RefSeq lists its product as uncharacterized. The transcript is spliced from 5 exons. The record is from RefSeq and is a predicted model, not a curated record. Bases 1 to 903 code for a protein of 300 amino acids. NCBI's taxonomy places the organism in Eukaryota, Metazoa, Mollusca, Polyplacophora, Chitonida, Chitonidae.